AUGAGAACUCAAUCUACGAUAUUUACUCGUUAUUUUACCGCCGUGGCAAAGGCAUCACCAAUAGUGUUCAACGUUCUUCUUGCGGCCCAUAUUGCCUCAUCUUACAGUUAUGAAUAUAUUGCCUCUUAUGGUGAUUCGAUGCUCCCGACCCUUCAUUCGUUUAGUGACUAUCUAGUGAUAUCUAGGGCUUACAGAAGAGGAAAAGGCAUAACCACUGGGGAUAUGGUGUCAUGCUGCAAACCUACCGAACCGAUGAGUCGAGUUUGCAAGCGAGUGACGGGGAUGCCUGGAGAUAUAAUUCUUGUUGAUCCUUCAAAGUCAUCGAUAUAUACCAACUUCAGUGAAUAUAUUAAAGAUUAUGCCGUGUCGAAUAAGGAAAAUUUGGGAGUAAAAGAUAUCAGAGAUGCCACCACCGAUGAGACCAGUCAAUGGGUUGAUGAAUUGGAAACCACUUUGGACAAAAAUAAGACAUACCAGGAACAAAGCAGCACGACACAUAAUCAAUUCAUAAGAAUCCCAGAAGGUCAUUGCUGGUUGACUGGGGAUAACUUGAACAAUUCUUUGGAUUCGAGAGUCUACAAUAUGGUCCCAUUGGCCCUAAUAAAUGGAAAAGUCGAAUACGCGGUCUAUGUCUCAUCUCCAUGGAAGUGGUGGACUUGGGAUAUUAGGAAAAUUGAGAACAUUUACAAAGAUAAAGAACAAUGA
Saccharomycopsis crataegensis is the source of this 705-nucleotide messenger RNA. It is a transcript of the gene IMP1, whose product is annotated as endopeptidase catalytic subunit IMP1. Gene Ontology annotation, cellular component: mitochondrial inner membrane peptidase complex; membrane. Gene Ontology annotation, molecular function: serine-type endopeptidase activity. NCBI's taxonomy places the organism in Eukaryota, Fungi, Ascomycota, Saccharomycetes, Ascoideales, Saccharomycopsidaceae. The transcript has a single exon. The record is from RefSeq and is a predicted model, not a curated record. The coding region runs from base 1 to 705 and encodes 234 amino acids.